AUGCGCUUCGAAAUCAUCUAUGCCCUGUUUGCCGCCGUCGCCGUCGCUUUGCCCCGUGGUGGAAACCAGGAGCACCACCAAAAUGUUGACAUCCCUGCGACCUCGUCCAUGCCCAUGUCCUCAUCUAUGUCUAUGCCGAUGAAGCGUGCGACUCCAACUUCCAUGGCAACUCCGUCUCCUAGUAUGAAGGUUACGUCGCCGAUGCGGGGCGAGAAGAAGCCUGAACAGCUGAAGGCCGAGAAGAGGAUGAUGCUCUUCUAA
Penicillium subrubescens is the source of this 261-nucleotide messenger RNA. RefSeq lists its product as uncharacterized. The coding region runs from base 1 to 261 and encodes 86 amino acids. The record is from RefSeq and is a predicted model, not a curated record. The transcript has 3 exons. NCBI's taxonomy places the organism in Eukaryota, Fungi, Ascomycota, Eurotiomycetes, Eurotiales, Aspergillaceae.